AUGGGAAACGAGGAGAGUUACCCCCCGGAGAUAUGCUCUCACUUCGACAAUGAAGAGAUUAAACGGCUGGGCCGGAGCUUCCGGAAGCUGGACUUGGACAAGUCGGGCACCCUGAGCGUGGACGAGUUCCUGGCCCUGCCCGAGCUGCAGCAAAACCCGCUGCUGGGGCGAGUGAUCGACAUCUUCGACACGGACGGCAACGGCGAGGUGGACUUCAAGGAGUUCAUCAUGGGCGCGUCCCAUUUCAGCGUCCGCGGAGACGAGGAGCAGAAGUUGAAGUUCGCGUUCAUGAUCUACGACAUCGACAAAGACGGCUACAUCUCCAACGGCGAGCUCUUCCAGGUGUUGAAGAUGAUGGUGGGCGACAACCUGCGCGAGCCGCAGCUGCAGCAGCUGGUGGACAAAACCAUCCUCCUCCUGGACAGGGACGGCGACGGGAAAAUAUCCUUCGAUGAGUUCUCGGCGGUAGUCAGACAGCUGGAGAUCCACAAGAAGUUGGUGCUGAUCUUGUGACCGGUCCCUUCUGUGGCCUCGCUUCUCCUGCGAGACCCCGUCCCCCCGCUGCCGCUGCCGCCGC
Molecule: messenger RNA, 577 nt
Organism: Echinops telfairi (small Madagascar hedgehog)
Lineage: Eukaryota; Metazoa; Chordata; Mammalia; Afrosoricida; Tenrecidae
Gene: PPP3R2
Product: protein phosphatase 3 regulatory subunit B, beta
Exons: 1
Coding region: 1-513 (170 amino acids)
Molecular function (GO): calcium ion binding; calcium-dependent protein serine/threonine phosphatase regulator activity
Source: RefSeq, a predicted model, not a curated record